Molecule: messenger RNA, 10649 nt
Organism: Pelobates cultripes (western spadefoot toad)
Lineage: Eukaryota; Metazoa; Chordata; Amphibia; Anura; Pelobatidae
Source: the annotation of a GenBank genome assembly
AUGGAAGAGACAUGGCUCUCCAUACUCCCCUGCCAUGCAAUAUUCGACACAGCCUUGCCAGCAUUAGUGGAUCUCUGUUCACCCAAAACAAAACCAGAGACUGUGGUGGUGACAGACAGUCGUAUCAUACAGGUAUGAUAUCUAUUCAGGGUAUAGUAGGAAAAAGAGCUAGACUUGUUCCCUUUUAAAAUAUCUGGUUGUGCAAUUAAUGGCAUAAUAUAGAGGUAGUACAGGUAGUGGAGGCAGAAUCUUCUCAAAGCAGCCUUCUGACAUAAAAAUGAUCACUAGUAUAGUGCUCUGCAGGCUACUAAGAGGGAGGGGUUGAUGUCUAUCAGGACAGGUGCUGGGAAACAGAACUUUGCUGCUCUCUUAUAUAGUUAGGUAGCAUGGCGCAAGCACACUGAAUACCUGGUUGUGCAGAUCGUGCUUGUUUCUGGUUGUGCUAUCAUUGAGAUCCCAAAGACUAUUCACAGCACACUGUUCAUUGGUAGAGAAAAGGAGACAUAACAUAGAAUAUACAAGUGAUACUCGAAAAAUUUGAAUAUCACGCAAAAAGUUCAUUUAUUUCAGUAAUGCAACGUAAAAGGGGAAACUAAUAUAUGAGAUAGACGCAUUACAUGCAAAGCAAGAUAGUUUAAGCCGUGAUUUGUCAUAAGUGCGAUGAUUAUGGUUUACAGCUCAUGAAAAACCCAAAUCCACAAUCUCAGUAAAUUAGAAUAUUGUGAAAAGGUACAAUAUUCUAGGCUCACAGUGUCCCACUCUAAUCAGCUAAGUAAGCCAUAACACCUGCAAAUGGUUUCUGAGCCUUUAAAUGGUCUCUCAGUCUGGUUAAGUAGGAAUCACAAUCAUGGAGAAGACUGCUGACCUGACAGUUGUGCAGAAAUCCAUCAUUGACACUCUCCAUAAGGAGGGAAAGCCUCAAAAGGUAAUUGCGAAGGAAGUUGGAUGUUCCCAAAGUGCUGUAUCAAAGCACAUUAAUAUAAAGUUAUGUGGAAGGGAAAAGUGUGGAAGAAAAAGGUGCACAAUCAGCAGGGAUGACCGCAGCCUGGAGAGGAUUGUCAGGAAAAGGCCAUUCAAAAGUGUUGGGGACUUUCACAAGGAGUGGACUGAGGCUGGAGUCAGUGCAUCAAGAGCCACCGCACACAGACGGAUCCUGGACACGGGCUUGAGAUGUCGUAUUCUUCUUGUCAAGCCGCUCCUGAACAACAAACAACGUCAGAAGCGUCUUACCUGGGCUAAAGAAAAACAGACCUGUUCUGUUGCUCAGUGGUCCAAAGUCCUCUUUUCUGAUGAGAGCAACUUUUGCAUCUCAUUUGGAAACCAAGGACCCAGAGUCUGGAGGAAGAAUGGAGAGGCACACACUGCAAGAUGCUUGAAGUCCAGUGUGAAGUUUCCAUAUGUGUUGAUGUGGGGAGCUAUGUCAUCCGCUGGUGUUGGUCCACUGUGCUUCAUUAAGUCCAGGGUCAAUGCAGCCGUCUACCAGGAGAUUUUGGAGACCUUCAUGCUUCCUUCCACAGACAAGCUUUAUGGGGAUGCUGACUUUAUUUUCCAGCAGGACGUGGCACCUGCCCACACUGCCAAAAGCAUCAAAGCCUGGUUCAAUGACCGUGGGAUUACUGUGCUUGAUUGGCCAGCAAACUCACCUGUCCUGAGCCCCAUAGAGAAUCUAUGGGGCAUUGCCAAGAGAAAGAUGAAAGACAUGAGACCGAACAAUGCAGAAGAGCUGAAGGCCGCUAUUGAAGCAUCUUGGUCUUUCAUAACACCUCAGCAGUGUCACAAGCUGAUAGCUUCCAUGCCACAACGCAUUGAGGCGGUAAUUGCUGCAAAAGAGGCCCAAACCAAGUACUGAAUCCAUAUGCAUGCUUAUACUUUCCAGAGGUCCGACAUUGUUCUAUGUACACUCCUUGUUUUAUUGAUUGCAUGUUAUAUUCUAAUUUACUGAGAUUGUGGAUUUGGGGUUUUCACGAGCUGUAAGCCAUAAUCAUCACACUUAUGGCUUGAACUAUUUUGCUUUGAAUGUAAUGCGUCUAUCUCAUAUAUUAGUUUCCCCUAUUACGUUGCAUUACUGAAAUAAAUGAACGUUUGCACAAUAUUCUAAUUUUUCGAGUAUCACCUGUAUAUCAAAACAUAUUCCCACCUCUCUGUUAGUGUAGCGGUCACUGAAGCUCCAGGUGUUUCUAGAAGCUAACUAAACCCCUGUUACUAGGGCUGCCAAGUAAUUAUUUGAUUUUGAGACUCUUAUGAAAGAUGUUCGUUUUGGGAUUAUACUGGCUGAAAUAGGGAUUUAUACACAUUUAUACUGGAAUCCCUUAAAUCAGCUUCUGAUCUGGCAAUCCUACAACUGUAAUUUACAAAAAUACUCUCCCUUGGCUACCAUUUCAAUUAUUGAUUCACAUACCUAAUGGUAGCAUCUAGUAAGGAAAAAACUGAGAAAUAAAGCUGGCACUAGAUCAGGAAGAAUUAAACUCUGAUAUAAGUGGGAAAACACCGCCCUUGGACCUGGAAGCAGAAUGUGCAACCAUCUGACCCAGGCAAACUGUGGCAGAUCUAACCUAAAACAUGGAAAUACAGAACACAAGUGGAGCAGAACCAGACCCAACCUGAGACAGGUAGGCUGUAAACUGACAAAAUCAAAAUAGGCUGGGGACAGUAACGCACUACACGCCUGUGGGCAUGGACCUGGACAUUACAAAACACGCAAGGAACCCUGCUCAAAAAAAAGGAGCAUAUAUUUCCACACAUACAUCCAACACAGGAUCACAAAUUGUGUCUACCAUGACCAUUGAUACAAACUGCAAUAUAGCAGUGUACCAUGUGUAUAUACAAAUACACACCUAAGCAUGCACAAAGGAUGCUUGCCACUCAAACUGUCCACCUGAGAGAAGACCAUGAUGCAUCAUUCCAUGAAGAGGGAACUAAAAAUGGAGCUUCAGUGGAAACUUACCUAUGACUCAAUUUAACAGUAAGUAGGUUUAUAACAUCCACUUAUUUCUAAUGGUUUCUAUUGUGUUGUCACAUGUGUGAUGGCCAUUAUUCUCUUUAUUAUUAUUAAUUUUUUUAUUGGAAUUAUUUCAUCCUACAGAGACUUCCCUCAACAUUAACAACGCCUGGAUGUUGGGCAGAAGUAACAUCCCCAGGAUGUACUUGGAAACCAGAGCAAUCUGAAUGUACCUUUCCUUGUUAAAUACUUUGUUAGUAUUAUUAUCGCCCCAUUGUGUACAUUGAUGAGAGGGUGUCAAUUAGCAGGAAACAACACAUGUACCUCAUACACUCAGUAUUUUAUUAACUCCUUUUAGGGCAUAACGUGGGAGCAAACCUUCCCCUCCAGAUGCUUCUAUAUUUUAAUUCAUUGUUCUUUCCAUUCUGGUUUAUGUCUGAGAUUCUCAUUUUGGAACUUAAGGUGAGGAAUUAACUGAGUAGCACUUAAUAAACUUCAGAUGGUAUAACUGAGAUAUGUUACAUGCAGUGUGCUGUAAAUGCUGUAAAUUCAGUGUAUAUAUAAGAAAAAAAAACUCACGAUUUUAUGGUUUAGUAUGUAUGUUUAUAUCACCACUGUAUUGUAUCAUAUUGCUGUACAACUGUAGAAUGCAUAUCAUUUAUAGUUGGAAAAUAUUUCCAAUUCUCAUUUUAGUAACAUACUUCAUAACUAUAUAAUCCAUAUAAACUUUAGUAGUAUAAAAAUGCAAUAUAAGGUGCUACUCCAAUCACCUUGACCAAUUCACUGAUUUGAAGUGGUCAUGGUAGCAGGAUAUGGUAGCAGGAAUAUGUAUGUGCAGCGUUUCUGCUUGAAAUGCUGCAUUUACAGAGAAAUCUGGCACACGUGUCAAUUCUGUGCAUAAAAUACAUCCAUCAUCAGCGAGCAUUGCAUGCUGGCAAACGGAUGUUUUGAGCUUCUCCCUCGUGGCUUCCUUACCAGCUCAAUAAUGCUCUUUUUUUUUUUUUUUUAAAGAAACAUUUUUCCCACUCGCCCUCCCCUUGCCUUCCCAGAUUGUGUGCAUGCACUCUGAGCCAGCAAAAAUGUCCAGUCACAGGCUUCUCUAUGAGAGUCUGUAAUUGGUUAGCUACAGAAAGUCUGGGCGGGGUUAGAAGGGUAGGGCUUGCAAACACUGCAGACAAGAGAACUGCAGCUUUUGCAAGCUGUUUUUAGAUAUUACUCAAAUGGAAAAAUGCUAAAUUAAAUGCAUGCAUGUUUUCUUUGUGGUAUAUUUACUAAACAGUCCUUUGUAUUUCAUAUUUGGGCAGUGUAGUGCUUCUUUACAAGAUGCAGAGGGAUAAAAUGGGUGUUUGGCAGAGAAAUAAAAAACACUACUGCAGCAAAGUGGAAUGUAAUUGUGUCUUCGUGGGGUAAAAUUAAUUUUGCCUUGAAAUUCAAAUGGAAUCCUAUACACAUUUUACAAAGUCAAAAAAUUUUCAUUAAGUGGUUACUCUAACCAAUAAAACCCAGUGUUUUAAUAAAACUCUGUUUUUGGUUUAGAGUACCAAAUUUGACCCCAAAAUGCUAAACCUACAGAUUCCAGGCACCAUGACCAUUUCAAAGUGGAAGUAGUCAUGGUGAUUGGAGUAACCCUUUAAAUUCCUAUUCUUAGAUUUUAUCAAUUGAUUUUUUUUCAGUAUCAUCUGCUCAUAAGUUAACAAUUUAAAUUAAAGAUUAGUUUUAUAUAUACAUUACAUUUCUCUUGUUAAUUUGUUUGAUCAUUUUUUUCCCCCUUUUUUUCAGUAUCAUCUACUCACAUGUUAUUAUCAAAUUCUGCAGAUAAUUGGGUUAUCCAUUCUUACGCUAGUUGAAUGUUUAAGAUUAUACCUUGGAUACAUUGGAAAUUUAUAUGAAAAGGUAAGACCGCUUGACACUUGUAAAUAUGUUAGUGUUAUAGUAAUGGUUAAGUCUUAUGUGACAUAAAAAAAUGUGUUCUUAUUUAAACUGCAGGCAUAAGGUGGAAAUAAUUCUAUAUAGAUAACUGUGAUGAGCAAAUUGUCAGCUCCAUUCAAGGAUUACAACUGAGAUGAUUGUUCUUCAUGAUGAGUGCAGUCAUCAGCACGUAUAUUAUUGAAUGUGAUUGAAUCUUGGUGUGGUGUCCAUAAAAGAAGUCAUUAUCUGAAAUGCAUAUCACAUUUUUAAACCCCCCUGCGAUUAAAAUGUCCCUUUACCAAUAGAUCUGUGAAUUCUGAGACUGUGUACCAUGACACUAAAAAGCAGUUGAAAGAGCUAUAAUGUUGAUAGAUAAGGGGUGCCGUCUAUUAAUCCAUGUGGCUAUUACAGAAGGCAAGAUUCCCACAAGACUUUGGUUUGCACAAUCUAUUGCUCUUUGACUGCUAAAGAUGGGAGGAGGGAGGCAAAAUUGCUAUAACAGAAAAAACAGAGCAGCUGAAGGAGGAUAUUAAACACAGAAAAUAAAAAUAUAUUUCUUCAUAAUGUAGUUCAGUCCUUGAAACAAAUAGUAAGAAAUGUAUACUUAAAGGAACCCUAUAGUGUCAGGAAUACAAAUGUGUAUUCCUGGUGUUAUAGCUAUAAAAAACAUAGUUGAGGGCACCUGACCCCCCGUUUGAAAAGUAAAAGGUAUUUUUACUCACCUUUAUUCCAGCGCUGCGUUGGGUCUCUGCCCUGUCCCACCUCCUUGGCUGGGAUGAUCAAAAUUGAUGAUCUCAGCCAAUCUGUCUUUCCUAUAUGAAAACAUUCGAUGAAUUUCCAAUUUAAGGUAAAAAUAGCUGAUCUGGAAAAAAUCUCAGUCAGGGAUGCAUUUAGUUCAACUACUCUGGCCUUAAAUAUGAAGUUCACCAUGAGUUCACUUUGAAUACUCACUUUGCGAAUAACCCUGUAUGUCUUCUGAAUCCUGAUCUAUUCUCUAGGUAAUUUCUAAACACCUGCUUUGACUGACUGUCUCUGGUACAUGCACAUAGUAUUACAAUUCUGUGAUAUCAGCUGACAUUCUCUGGGUGUAAUUAGUAACUGCCAUUACUCCCACAGUACAUGAUGGUACUCCAGGCAGGAAUAUACUUGUGACUCAUAGUAGGUGCCAUCUUCACCUCAAUUGUUUCCCACACAUUGUUUGCCAUGUGUUUACUUUUUUACAACUUGCACACUAGACACACUAGUGAAAGUUACUUUAAAGGAACACUAUAGGGUCAGGAACACAAACAUGUGUUCCUGACCCUAUAGUGUUUAACCCCCCAUUUAGGUGGCUUGCCCCCCCUUAGCCUCCCCUAUAAAAGUUUAAAACCAACCUUUUUCCAGCGCUGCACAAAUCUACUGGCGCUGGAUCCGCCCCCUUUGUGACAUCAUCAAAAUGGCAGAAUUGUAGGUGUAGGAAAGCAUUGGAUUGGCUAAAAUCGGCAUGGGGCGGGUUCAAAUGCCGUUUUGGCCAAUCAGGACCUCCUCAUAGAGAUGCAUUGAAUCAAUGCAUCUCUAUAAGGAAAAUUCAGCGUCUCCAUGCCGAGCGUGGGGACACUGAACGUCAGUGCUGCUUUUUCGGGCAGCACUGACCCAGGAAGCACCUCUAAUGGCCAUCUAAGGAGUAGCCACUUGGAGGUGUCCCUAGAGGCAAUGUAAACACUCUGAAAAGGCAGUGUUUACAUAAAAAAAGCCUCAAUGAACUAUUAUACUCACCAGAACAACUACAUUAAGCUGUAGUUGUCCUGGUGACUAUAGUGUCCCUUUAAUACAAAUGAACCUGCCCAGGGCACAGCAAAACCCAUGGCUGUACCCAGGGCCGCCAUCAGGGGGUGACAACCAUGACGGUUGUCACGGGCCCGGCGGUCCUGGGGGGCCCAGACUGCUUUGGCAGUCCUGGGCCCCACAUUCCCUCUAUGCACAUAUAUAUAUAGCGAUGAUCGCUAUAUAUAUGUGCAGUGCAGGUGCAGCCGCGGGCCCCCGGCUCCCUGUAUUUGCAGAGGGGGCCCAGCAGUCUGUAGCUGUACAUUACAGCUCUUCCCUCUCUCUAACUCCCUCUCUCUAACCAUGGCAACGCUCUGCGUGGCACGCACAUCACGCUCGCGGGAGUUAGAGAGAGGGAAGAGCUGUAAUGUACAGCUGCAGACUGCUGGGCCCCCUCUGCAAAUACAGAGAGCUGGGGGGCCCCACCAUGCCACCGGACCACCAGGCAUGGAAUCUCCCCCCUCCCUGGACCAGAUAAGAAGCAGGGAGGGGGGAAUAACAGAUUUUACAUUUACAUUAUUACAUUACAUGCAUACACUAGUAAACACACACACUCUGCAUUCACUACACUGACACACACUCUGCAUGCACUACACUGACACACACUCUGCAUGCACUACACUAAAACACACUCUGCAUUCAUUACACUAACACACACUCUGCAUUCACUACAAUGACACACACUCUGCAUUCACUACACUAGCACACACUCUGCAUUCACUACACUAGCACACACUCUGCAUUCAUUACACUGACACACACACUGCAUUCACUACACUAACACACACACUCUGCAUUCAUUACACUAACACAUACUCUGUAUUCAUUACACUGACACACACUCUGCAUUCACUGCACUAACACACACUCUGCAUUAACUGCACAAACAGUAUCUAAUACACCCAAACACUACAUCCAUUACUCACAUUCUAAUUCACUUCCACUAUACACACCACAUUCAGUCCUGCAUCAUUGUCAGUGGACUAGGUAGGAGUGGGGCGGACUGGGUGGGGGCACAGACAUUGUGCUUUGUCAGGGGCCCCAACAUUUCUGGUGGCGGCCCUGGCUGUACCUCUAGUCUACAGAUAGACACUCUGCAUUCACUUUCACUACACUAACACACACUCUGCAUUCACUACACUGACACACAUUCUGCAUUCACUACACUGACACACACUCUGCAUUCACUACAUUGACACACACUCUGCAUUCAUUACACUAACACCCACUCUGCAUUCACUACACUAACACACUCUCUGCAUUAACUAUACACACAGCAUCCACUACACAAACAUCCUGUAUUCACAAUACACACACUACAUCCACCACACAUUCAAACACUCUGCAUUCACUAUACAGAGACACUGCGUCUAAUACACACAUUACAUCCACUACAGACACUGCAUCCACUAAACACAUUGCAUCUAGUACACAGAAACUCUACAUCCACUACACAAAUACACACUACAUCCACUACUCAAACACACUCUGCGUUCACUAUACACACUGCAUCUGCUACACAAAUACACACUCUGCAUUCACUGCACAAACAGUAUCUAAUACACCCAAACACUACAUCCAUUACACACAUUCUAAUUCACUUCCACUAUACACACCACAUUCAGUCCUGCAUCAUUGUCAGCGGACUAGGUAGGAGUGGGGCGGACCGGGUGGGGGCCCAGACCGUGUGCUUUGUUAGGGUGGCGGCCCUGGCUGUACCUCUAGUCUACAGAUAGACCCUGCCAUUAAAUGAGAAAUAAUUAUGCCCCAAGGCAAAUUCAAGUAAUGAGACAACAAAGCCACAGGGUUUGAGUGAAUACAGAUUAGACUGUUGUAGUCCUAGUUAUGCAAAUCUCAUCUUUUUAUAGAAUGUGUAAGGACUGAGGCGGCGAGGUAUGGAUGUGGAAAAUUGAUGACGUGUAUUAGGUCCAUCUAUUCUACUCUGGCACGGGUCUUUUGAUUUAUCAGAUGUGGCAAGUUGUUUCAUAUAGAUUCACUGAUCAGCUUUCUGAGCGGCGCCUAUAUUUACAUUUUGUUUAGUUGAUCAUGCUGCAGGCACCAAUCAGGAAGUGAGGCAGGCUAUAUAAAGUCCAUCCAGAGAAACAAUCUUUGGCACUCCUGAUGAUCCUGGUGUAGUGGGUGAAACAUGUGUUGAUUGCAUGUACCUCACUUUUUUCUCCUUUAUGUGCCCUUUCUUUUUAUGCUCAGGUCGUCUGGCAAAUAAAUAGCAAUAUAUUUACUAUGAAGCCUUUUUGGCCAGGGCGAUGAUAGGGAACAGCCGUCCCUGGACAAAUCUUUCUAUUUUCUAUCUUUCUAUACUUUGCAAUCUUGUAUCCAUUUGAUACUUUGGCAUUAAGCCAUCCACUGUUAUUAAUUUUUUGGUACAAUAUUCUUUGCACUUUAUUUGGAUACUUUUACAAGUCAGGCAGAUUUUUAUACCAUUAUUUUGGGGUAUUACAGAUAGGAGGAGUUUAAUUUAUACAUAUUCUUAUCAGUUUACUUAGUAUAUUUCCUUGAUACUUUCAUUGCAUUCUUACUAAUAAUUAUUCCUUGUGGAGUUUUUUUUAGAUAACUUUCGAAUUAUGCUUGGUACCAUUUAGGAUACUGUGAAAGGUUUAUAGAACAUUUUUAUUUCAAUCAUUCAAACUUUGUAUGUGGCAAGUCUUGCCUUUUAAAGUAUUCUAAACAAAGUAGCAUUUUAACAUAAUUUAUACGUUUAUGUUAACUUUUACACAUUUAUCAUGAUUAAAUAUUUCAUAGAUGUUUAUAUAGCUGUAAAGUUUUUCUUUCUAUAGGUGAUGAAAAAAAACAGUACUCACCUUUACACUUUCCCUAAAAGUGGUGUUUAGUGGGUAUGACUGCAAGUAUAGCCAGACCUGCUCCCCCCAGACAGGAACAGACUUUUAUCCCAUAAAUCCUUGUCCAGCAGUUAGUUUAUCUGAUUAGCAAUUUAUCCCCCAAAAACCAUGACCUUGUCAUUUAGAAUGAGUGAAACUGCGCCGUAAAUGGAUAUCAAUCAUAACACAGCUAUAACAAUUUGCACAUUGCACAAUUCUCUAUUUAGUGUGUGGUAUGCUGUAAAAAUGUGUCAGAGGGGCAAGUCAUACUUUCCAAAGAGUUGUUUUCACACACACAGUGUAUAUAAUGACACUUAUAUACAGUAAACCUUUGCUAGGCUGGGUAUGUUAAUAGAGUCACAAGCAGGGCUAAGGUUAUUUAUCAUAUAAAUCGAGGACUCAUAGAUCCCUUGGGACUGAUUGUAUAUCCCACGUUCUGCAAUUUCGGUUUUGUAUUUUAUUCUGGACUUUUCAACUAUGGACAUUUUAUCAAUAGCAACAUACAUAUUAUUCUGAAUAUUAUUCUCAUUUACUUAUUUAUUGUCCACUAUCUGAAUUUCAUUCAACAUCAAUUUUCAUUAUCUGUAUCUCAUUUCACAUCCAAUUUAUAGCUCCUGGAUACCCACACUAUAUUUUAUGGUGUACUAUUCUUAUUUUUAUAGGAUUUGGUGAAUUUCCUCUUUUUCCAGUUUUAGAGCUAAUUUAUUCAUUGAUUGUAUCUAUUCUGUCUUAUUCCCUCUUAUCUUUCUGUAAUAUUCAUUCUGUGAAUAUCAGAAUUGUGUACCUUAUAUGUUAAUAGAGUCAGUUUAUUAAUCAAGUUAGACAAGGUGGAUUCAUAAAUAAAUCAAAGCUAACAAACAUACUAUAACAAACAGUAAUAUCUUUUUUUGUUUCAGGUACCAGAGCUGGCAGCAUUUCUACUUUUGACCUUCAUGAUACAGAUACCUCUUAUUCUCUUCCUUUUAACAGAUGAAGAAGUCUUAAUUCUACCGCUGGAGUAUGCUGUUCAUGCAAUUUACACUGUUUUCCUCUCUAUGGAGCUACUGGUUUCAUUCUUUGUGUUAAAAGUCAUGACACGAACGCUUGCCACAGAGUUUUUCUUACAUCAUUCAGAUGACACCGAAAAAGACUUGCCAGGCAGGAACUUGUGCCAAGGGAUGUAG